AUGGUCAGAUUAGAAGAGGUCGAAGAUGAGACCUUCGUCGACAAGCCAGUAUCGUCCAGUGGUGACGCCCUAUUGAUGGACGACGACGCAGACUAUACAGAUACAGACUCCGAAAUCAGCGACGCCUCCGACCUCGACUCAACCCCCUACGAAGAAAGCAUCUACGACCGUAUCACCGCCCUAAAAGACAUCGUCUCCCCCACAACCCGUGCAAGACUCUCUUCCGCCUUCUCAACAACCUACAACGCCACGUCAAAGUCGCUGACUUUCGGCGGAAAAGGACUGUGGAUAAUCACUACGAGUGUGUUAUUGCUAGGUCUGCCAUACGCGCUGGCCCUGCAGGAUGAGCAGAUGGUGCAGGAGGAGGAGAGGCAGAGGCAGUUGAUGACGGAGGGUCAGAGUGGGUUGAUGAAUGCGGGUGGCGAGGCGAAACCGGCGCUGUGA
Messenger RNA from Lithohypha guttulata, 444 nucleotides. It is a transcript of the gene TOMM22, whose product is annotated as Mitochondrial import receptor subunit TOM22. The coding region runs from base 1 to 444 and encodes 147 amino acids. The transcript is spliced from 2 exons. NCBI's taxonomy places the organism in Eukaryota, Fungi, Ascomycota, Eurotiomycetes, Chaetothyriales, Trichomeriaceae. Gene Ontology annotation, cellular component: mitochondrial outer membrane. The record is from RefSeq and is a predicted model, not a curated record. Gene Ontology annotation, biological process: intracellular protein transport.